Molecule: messenger RNA, 567 nt
Organism: Panicum hallii
Lineage: Eukaryota; Viridiplantae; Streptophyta; Magnoliopsida; Poales; Poaceae
Exons: 5
Coding region: 1-567 (188 amino acids)
Molecular function (GO): phosphoprotein phosphatase activity
Source: RefSeq, a predicted model, not a curated record
AUGCGCUCGUUGCUUUUGUUUGCUCUUCUUCGGAAGCAGAAGCGAAGAAAGAGGUCCAUCAGGCGGAGGCGCAUGGGGCGCAAGGACAGUGAAGUUCAUCAGGAUGGCGAAGCCAACAAGGACUACUCAUCUAAAUGCACUGUGACUGGACAUUACACUGUUGAAAACCAGAACAAACCGCUAGUGUUGAAGGAACUGAAGAAGCUGUGGAACAAAGAGGAACCUGAUCUUCCCUGGCAGCAGGGGGAUUUCUCACCCUCAAAUACUUUGCUUGUGGAUGAUCCCCCGUACAAAGCUCUGCGCAACCCGCCACACACUGCCAUUUUCCCUUACUCCUACAGCUAUAAGAAUGAGAAGGAUGAUUCAUUGAGACCAGGUGGAGAUCUUCGCUUGUACCUGGAGAACCUUGCUACUGCAGACGACGUCCAGCGUUACGUCGAGAAACACCCUUUUGGCCAACUUCAAAUCACAGAGAGGAACCCAAACUGGAAGUUGCGGGUUUACAACUCAGCUUGCUAUGCUGUGGUCGCUGCUUAUCUUCAAGCAGUACCAGUAAACUUCUACUAG